Molecule: messenger RNA, 881 nt
Organism: Ilex paraguariensis (yerba mate)
Lineage: Eukaryota; Viridiplantae; Streptophyta; Magnoliopsida; Aquifoliales; Aquifoliaceae
Source: the annotation of a GenBank genome assembly
GAAGAGAGGCAGUUAGUUGGCUGGGGGCGAACAGCACACCAACAACUCUAUAAAAAGGUGGUGUUACGGUCAUUGUUGAUAGACAAGUACAAGCUAUUCUUUCAUUUGCUCACUGUCUGGUUGCUGUAUCCACUUUCUCUCUCCACGUAGAGUUUGUAUUGUAUGGCCUCCAAUUUGCAGAGUCGGAGAUUCGUGAGCUUGGGGAAGCGAUUCGUCAAUCAGAUCUGCACUGGAAGUGCUCGCGAUUCAACUCAGUCUUCUUCACUCACUCUGAGGAGGGCUGUGCAUGUCUCGGUGUAUGACAAGAACCCGGAUGAUCAGAUCCAUUCAACAGUGGUCCCAGAUGAAGUAAUCGAGCCCCAAUCUGACAAGUAUUGGGCUCCACACCCCAAAACUGGUGUGUUUGGACCGGCGACUGACGGUGGAGAGCGUGCCUUCCACACCUCGCACGUGGUUGCCAGUGAGGGUUCUGUGUUGGAGCAGAAGGCCUUCUUCCGCUCCCUGGAGGAUUUGGAAAAGCCUCCCCAUCCUUGACGAGAAAGUCACUGGCUGGCUGUCCUCAUCUAAAUAUAUAGCUUAAAUAGAGGACAGUUAAGAAACUACUCUAUAAUAAGUUUGGUUUUGUGGAUUGGAUUGCCCUAGUAGUCUACUAUAAAUAUAUCAAGUACGGUAGAAUAAUAGCCUUCUUAUGUCCAUAGUAUGGGGUUGUAACUAACUAGGAAGGCAAUGAUGAAGGACACACAUGCAACUCUCAUGCUAUCUGGUUAUGUACAUAAGGCCAUAUGCUAUGAUACUAUGGUGUUUGCUAUGGAAAUUACUUUGUUACUUUUUGUGAUUCACCCCCUCUGCUUCGUUAUACCCAGUAAUGAUUUGCUUGCUUU